Messenger RNA from Chrysoperla carnea, 6492 nucleotides. It is a transcript of the gene PlexA, whose product is annotated as plexin A3. NCBI's taxonomy places the organism in Eukaryota, Metazoa, Arthropoda, Insecta, Neuroptera, Chrysopidae. The record is from RefSeq and is a predicted model, not a curated record. Bases 147 to 5885 code for a protein of 1912 amino acids. Gene Ontology annotation, biological process: semaphorin-plexin signaling pathway involved in axon guidance; regulation of cell migration; positive regulation of axonogenesis. Gene Ontology annotation, molecular function: semaphorin receptor activity; protein binding. The transcript has 15 exons. Gene Ontology annotation, cellular component: semaphorin receptor complex.
UUUUUAAAAUUUUUCCAAGUUUUUCUUCAAAAAAAAUAAUUAUGUUUGUUAAGUGAAAGUUUAAUUUUUUCUGUGUAUCACAUCUGGAAAGCUUUCUUAGGUAUCUCAUACAUGAAAGGGGCAGAUUUGAAAACGAUCGCACCACGAUGUGGCAGCUAGACUGUUUCUUGGUCUGGAUUGCGUUAGCCACCGGGCUAAGUAUCGUGUCAGGUGCUGGGGACAUCGUGAAAAGUUUCAACGAUACCACCGUUGAGAAAUUUAAUCAUUUAGUGGUUGAUCGUAACACUGGACGUGUUUAUAUUGGGGCAGUGAAUCGUCUAUAUCAGCUAUCGCCCGAUUUAGACUUAAUCAUAUCAGAAGUGACCGGUCCACAAAAUGAUUCCGUAGAAUGUUCAAUAUUGGAUUGUCCGCCAGAGAAAGUGAAAAAACCAACGGAUAAUUGGAAUAAGGCGUUAGUGAUUGAUUACACAACGACACGAUUAAUUUCGUGCGGGAGUUUAUUUCAAGGAAUAUGUUCCGUACGAAAUUUGCAUAACAUAUCAGAUGUUCAGCAAGUAUUACAAGAAGCUGUUGUUGCGAACAAUGCAACAGCGUCCACAGUUGCAUUCAUCGCACCAGGACCCCCAAAUCCACCAGUAACUAAAGUGAUGUACGUCGGUGUGACAUUCACCGAAAAUUCACUUUAUCGAUCCGAAAUACCAGCGGUUAGUAGUCGAAGUUUGGACAAAGAUAAAAUGUUUACAAUUGCUCAAACAGCGGUCACAACUGGUACACGGAUGUUUGUGAAUUCGCUAGCGCGUGAACGGUACCCAAUCACCUACGUAUACGGUUUCAGUUCAGAAUCGUUUAGCUACUUUUUAACCACACAGAAAAAGCAUAUAAGCAAUAAUUCAUAUAUUUCGAAAUUAGUUCGAGUUUGUAACGACGAUGAAAAUUAUUAUUCGUACACGGAAAUACCGAUUGAAUGUGUGGGAAGUGUGAAAAAUUAUAAUUUGGUACAAGCAGCAUAUGUUGGACGAGCUGGGUCCGAUUUAGCCGCUGAAUUGGGUAUUACGCCACAAGAUGAUGUCCUGUACGCAGUGUUCAGUGAAAGUGAUACACCUCAGUCAAAUGUACCCUCUGAUAAUUCUGCAUUGUGUGUGUAUUCGUUAAAAUCGAUUCGACGGAAAUUUAUGCAGAAUAUUAAAGAAUGUUUUAGUGGUAAAGGAAAUCGUGGUCUGGAUUUUAUUUCACCGAGUCUUCCCUGCAUAUCAACCAAACUUCAAUCAAUCAACGAAGACUUCUGCGGGCUCGACGUAAAUACACCACUUGGUGGUGAACAACCGAUUACGGCUGUUGCUGUCCUACAUGUACCGACACAUUUAACAGCUGUGGCCGCUACUUCAACUGGAGAUUUUACUGUCGUCUUUAUUGGUACUGCGCAAGGCCACCUUAAAAAGGUUGUUGUCGAAGAUUCAGAUUCAGCUUUGGAGUAUGGUGAUACAAUUGUGGAUGAAGGUUCACCUGUAAACGCCGAUCUUAAUUUCGAUAUACAUUCAAUGUAUUUAUAUGUUAUGACCGAGAAAAAGGUUUCAAAAGUUAAAGUACAAGAAUGCAGUGUUUACAAGAGUUGUUGGGAUUGUUUAGGUGCUAAGGAUCCAUAUUGUGGAUGGUGUUCAUUAGAAAACAAAUGUAGUCUACGUUCUGAUUGUCAAGAUGCUGCGAAGGAUCCAUUGUAUUGGAUCAGUUACAAGAGUGGUCGUUGUACGACCAUUACAACAGUCACCCCAAAUCAACUUCAACGGACAACUGCACGCACAUUGGAAUUAGUUAUUGAAAAUUUGCCAACAUUAUCCGGUCAAUUUUUAUGCGCCUUCACUGCCUUGGAUAAAACACUGCUAACAAACGCAACAAGAAAACCAUAUGGUGUGAAUUGCACAACACCUAGGACCGAUUUAUUGCCAUCGAUCCCACCUGGACAACAUCAUUUUACUGCCAAAUUAAGUGUACGAAUGACAUCGGGACCAGAUUUCGUUGCCACCAAUUUUACUUUUUUCGAUUGCAACACUUAUAGUUCCUGUACUCGUUGUGUUUCGUCCUCAUUUCCAUGCGAUUGGUGUGUCGAUGGACAUCGAUGUACUCAUGAUACCGCUGAAAAUUGUCGAAAUGAUAUCUUGGUUACAGGAGUAAGCAGAAUUGGACCAAGUUAUCGAUCAGGUCCAGCAUUUUGUCCAACAAUUAAUGCAACUCUUGGUCGCUCGGAAAUUCUUGUUGCAUCUGGUAUUAAAAAAUCAAUUCGAGUCAAAGUUCAUAUCAUCGGGCAAUUUAUCGUUCAAACACGUUUCGUUUGCCAAUUUAAUAUUGAAGGUCGAGUGACCAGCGUGAACGCACAAUAUCGUGGCGAUACAAUUAACUGUGAUCCCAUGGAAUUUUCAUAUACAUCACGUGCCCCAAAUAUCACAGCAACAUUUGCGGUAAUUUGGGGUGGCUCAAAGCCCUUAGAUAAUCCAGAUAAUGUUCAUGUGGUCAUUUAUCGAUGUCGAGAAAUGGCUGAUAAUUGUGGAAUGUGUUUGGCCUUAGCAGAGAAAUACGGCUGUGGAUGGUGCCAAAGUUCUGAUCGUUGUGAAGUUAAAGAACAGUGUGAAAGAGGCUCUGCGGUUUGGUUGAAUCGAAACGAAACAUGUCCGAAUCCAGAAGUGUACUCGUUUAGUCCACAGUUAGGUCCUUGGGAAGGUGGUACAAAUAUAACCAUUGAAGGUAUCAACUUGGGUAAAAACUUUAAGGAUAUUUACAAUGGAGUUAGUAUCGCUGGGAUCAAUUGUGAGCCUUACGAACAGCUUUACGUGAAAACAAAACAAAUCGUCUGCAAAGUCGAUGGUCCGGGAACAAACGAACUUCGUGGUGGACCUGUAGUUGUUCGAGUUGAAGAUUAUCGUGGAGAAUCCAAGCAACAUUUUCUAUUCGUUGAUCCAGUGAUUGAAGGUAUAAGUCCUAAAAAUGGUCCAAAAUCAGGUGGAACCAUGCUUCGAAUAACUGGAAAAUAUAUGAAUGCUGGUAGCAAUAUUCAAGCAUUUAUUGAUGGCUUACCUUGUAAAAUUAUUUCGGCGGAAAAACAUGAAGCACUGUGUAUUACAAGUGCAUCAGAAACUCAACGCACGGGAAAACUGCACAUGAAAUUCGAUGCAGGAGAUCGAUUUUUCGAUAAGGAAAUGUUUGAAUAUGUGGAAGAUCCAACAAUUGAAACAGCUGAAUCUGGUGUUGCAGGACAUCAAAAGUUCCCGAAAGGUAUCCCAGCUGGUGGAAUUAAAAUCACUGUAACUGGAAAAAAUUUGGCUUAUAUUCAAAAUCCACAAAUGUAUGUUUACUACGAGCAGAAAAUGUUUGUGAGCCAAUGUUACGUUUUAAGUAACACAAAUAUGGCGUGUUAUUCUCCAAUGAUUGAAGCAGACGAAUCAAAAUUGGAUGCUGAAAAACCACUUAAAUUGGAUUACGGUUUUCGUAUGGACAAUGUACUGGGUGUACAAAAUUUAACGGUUGAUAAAAAUUACCACCAUUUCUUACUAUUUCCAAAUCCAGUUUACGAACCAUUCGAGGAGGAAAUCAAGUAUUACAAGUCAGAUUAUUUGACCAUAAAUGGUCAACAUUUGGAUCGAGCAUGUCAAGAAUCCGAUGUCGAAGUGAAAAUUGGAAACGCUUUAUGUAACGUGACAUCGUUAUCACGUCAACAACUAACGUGUCGUCCACCAGAGAAUCAACCACCAAGUGUCGAUGAAAAUGGGGAACUACACGAUAAUGAGUUACCCACAGUUAUUGUUAAAGUUGGAGGAUCGUUAACUUAUAUUAUUGGGAAGUUAUCAUACGCUACACCCGCAGGAUUAAAUGGACCGUUAUCCAAGCCUGCAUUAUUUGGAGGAGUCACCGGUUUAGUUCUUCUCUUAUUCGUAUUUAUCGCAUUCCUAAUUGCAUAUCGUCGAAAAUCCACUGAGAGUAAUCGUGUACUCAAAAAUAUGCAAGAACAAAUGGAUAUUCUUGAACUUCGUGUCGCAGCUGAAUGUAAAGAAGCGUUUGCAGAGCUUCAAACCGAAAUGACUGACUUAACAAGUGAUUUAACGUCUGGCGGUAUUCCAUUCUUGGAUUAUCGUACAUACGCGAUGAAAAUUUUAUUCCCAAAUAUGGAAGAUCAUGUUGUGUUACAAUGGGAACGUCCUGAAUUGCUACGCAAAGAGAAAGGUCUACGCUUAUUCGGUCAAUUAAUCAUGAACAAAACAUUUUUGUUACUAUUUAUACGCACAUUAGAAAGUAAUCGAUAUUUUUCGAUGCGUGAUCGUGUGAAUGUAGCCUCGUUAAUAAUGGUUACACUCCAAAGUAAAAUGGAAUAUUGUACAGAGAUAUUGAAAACGCUGUUAGCGGAAUUAAUUGAACGUUGUAUGGAGGGAAAAUCACAUCCAAAAUUAUUGUUACGACGUACGGAAAGUGUUGCGGAGAAAAUGUUGAGUGCAUGGUUUACAUUUUUAUUGUAUAAAUUUUUACGUGAGUGUGCUGGUGAACCACUUUUCAUGUUGUUUAGAGCUAUGAAACAGCAAGUUGAUAAAGGGCCAGUCGAUGCGAUUACAUCUGAAGCACGAUAUUCACUUAGUGAGGAGAAAUUAAUUCGACAGUCAAUUGAUUUUAAACCAAUGACGGUAUACGUUUCGAUAACUCAGCAGCAAGUAUCGGUGAAUGGAAUUGACACAGAAAAUGUUCCUGUCAAAGUAUUGGACUGUGAUACAAUUAGCCAAGUAAAAGAGAAAGCUUUGGAUCAAAUAUAUCGUGCAACACCAUACUCACAACGACCUCGUAAAGAUGACUUAGAUCUUGAAUGGAGAACUGGUACAACAGGUCGUUUAAUACUUUACGAUGAAGAUAGCACAACCAAAACCGAAGGGGAAUGGAAGAAACGCAAUACAUUAAAUCAUUAUCGUGUCCCGGAUGGUGGAUGCUUAAAUCUCGUCUCAAAACAAAGUUCCAUUUAUAAUUUGAGCACGUUAUCUGAUAAGAAUGAUAAAUCACACAAUAAUUUAUUUUUCAGAUAUGAAACAUUAAAUUUAAGUAAAUAUAGUUCAGCAAGUCCGCCAUUAAGUCGUGCAACGAGUCCAUUAAACCAUGACCAUGAUCAAGGUCUAAAAGUAUGGCAUUUAGUAAAACAUCACGAUAACGAUGCCCAGAAAGAGGGUGAACGUGGCAAUAAAAUGGUUUCAGAAAUCUAUUUAACACGAUUGUUAGCAACAAAGGGUACACUCCAGAAGUUUGUGGAUGAUCUGUUUGAGACAAUCUUCAGUACAGCGCACAGGGGUUCGGCAUUACCUCUUGCCAUCAAAUAUAUGUUCGAUUUUCUGGAUGAUCAGGCAUUACAACAUGGUAUUUCAGAUCCAGAAGUUGUACAUACAUGGAAGAGUAAUUCAUUGCCAUUACGAUUUUGGGUUAAUUUAAUUAAAAAUCCAAAUUUUGUAUUUGAUAUACAUAAGUCAAAUAUUGUGGAUUCUUGUCUAUCGGUUGUUGCACAAACGUUCAUGGAUUCAUGUUCCACGUCUGACCAUAGAUUAGGUAAGGAUUCACCAAGUUCAAAGUUAUUGUAUGCCAAGGACAUUCCAGCCUACAAAGAAUGGGUUGAACGAUAUUAUUCUGAUAUUAAAAUGAUGGCCGCUAUUUCGGAUCAAGAUAUGACGGCUAUGUUAAAUGAAGAAUCACGGUUACAUACAACCGAAUUCAACACAAAUUGUGCAUUACAUGAAUUGUAUACAUAUGCAAUGAAAUACAACGAGCAAUUAACGGUAACACUAGAAGAAGAUGAAUUCUCACAUAGACAACGUUUAGCAUAUAAAUUAGAACAGAUUCACAACUUAAUGGAUGAAGGCUCGAAUCCGUGAUGUAGGUCAUUGUCGCGGAGUGGGACCCAACGAUAUCCUGCUCCCGACAUUGCACCAUCAGCUCCGCCCGCCUCACCAACAACACCCUCAUCCGGUGGCCAUCAUCAUCAUCUUCAUAGCAAUCAUCAAGAACUUGCAUGUUGACUUACUACUGCUACUCCUACAUGUGAUGAUAUCCUAGUGUGAAAUCAAGUGCGAGUGCGAGUGACCUUAAUAUUUAAUAUAUUUGAAAAACUAAGUUUUAGCACGUGUUUAUAUCAAGAAAAAUGAAAAACAAAUGAAAAUCGUAAUACAUGUGAUAUGUUCAGUGUCAUAUAACUUAGUGAUUGAAAAAUUUAUAAAAAAAAAAUACUCAUAUCUAGAUAGGAAAUAACUGCUGCCCUUUAUAACAUACCUCCCUUUCCCCUAAAUUUCCCCCCACUCAAUCAUAAUCAUCACAAUAAUGCCCUUCGUCCUUAAUUUUCACAUUUUAUAUGUAAAAGUUAUCUAUGUACACUCAAAAAACAACAAAUUGAUGCGUGCAUGGACGACUUUAGAAUUAAAUUUGUACGUUUAACAAAUCGGUGGAGAUAUUUCGUCGAAAUAAUAUUCAAAAUGUCAAAUGGUU